AUGUUGCUAGCUGACAUUAUUGAGAUCUCGUCUUUUCUUUUGUUCUGGGCUGUGGAUUUUGCUAAAGAGACAUUUUAUGCCAUCUUUAGAUGUCGUCCUCGCAAGAAUAUCUGUAAUGAGAAUAUCCUUAUUACUGGUUCUGGACAAGGAAUAGGAAAGCUGGUUACUGAACGUCUUGCAAAAGAUGGCAAUAUCCUCCACUGUGUUGAUAUCAACCAAACGUUGAAUGAGCAGUCAGCAGCUGACUUGAGAGCCAAAGGAGGAAACUGCACUAUCUACACAUACACAUGUGAUGUUGGAGAGAAUGAAAAUAUUGUUGAAUUGGGAAGACAGAUCAAGGAAAAUGUACCAGACAAACACAUCUCAUACCUCUUUAACAUAGCUGGUAUCGUGAUUGGAAAAUCUUUUGAAGAAGAAUCUGUACAGCUGAUGGAGAAGGUCAUCAAGGUGAACGUACUUGGUGUCAUAUAUCUUCAAAAAUUGGUAUUUAAAGAAAUGUUGGAGAACUACGGCCACAUUAUCAACAUCUCAUCCUUGGCUGGGAUGGUUGCAGGUCCUCUUCUUGCUGAUUAUUGCUGCUCAAAAUUUGCUGUCAGAGGUCUCUCACAGGCAAUGCUGAGUGAGAUGGAUUUCCUGGGUAAAAGUAAUGUGAAAUUUACAACUGUCCACCCUCAUAUCACCAAGACAGGCAUGUUCAAUAAUACCCAAGCUAGAUGGCCCUCUGUUUUCCCCCUCCUGGAGCCUGAGUGGGUUGCUGAUCAGGUAAUUAUCGGAACCCAAGAGGAGAGAGAGCAACUUAUCUUGCCUAAAAUUACCAACUUCUUCUUUUUACCUGAGCACUUAAUGUCAACCAAAGCCUACAGAAAGUACUGUGAUGUUCUUGGUACUGCCACCAUGAAAACCUUCAAGAAGAUACGAGCUGAUUAAAGAUAUGUAUAGCAUGAAGUCCUGGCCGGCAAAAGUAACGGCCGGCAGAUAGCGUAAAUUAUUGCUAUAAUUAAUUUAUUACUACAUGUUUUACUUGAUUUUUAAUUUUUGAAUGAAAUAGUUUUUAAUGUCUAUAUCUUAUUUGGAUGGGCUGCUUACCUUGUCCGCCCUUAUUCUUCCAGACCUAGUUCGGUUGCUGAGAUGCUUACUCUAAUCAGCUUUAAGGCACCAAUUAGGGCCGUCCAGAAUAAGGGCUGGCAGAUAGGGUAAGUCAUUGCUACAAGCACAACAGUGCUUUUAAAUUGUUAUUGAUUCCGGAUCUAAUUUAUUCCUGUGUUUUUUAGCUUGCUUCAUUUUUGAUAAGUGUUUUUACUUUGGUUUAUAUCAGUUUACUCAAACUUUAUUGAUUGUAUUCAGUAUUAGAUUAGCUUUACAUUAUGUCAAUGGAUUGAAAUGAUAUUAAACGUUAUGUGAUUUAAAAACGUUAUAAAAAAAUGAUUUUUAA
Molecule: messenger RNA, 1432 nt
Organism: Bolinopsis microptera
Lineage: Eukaryota; Metazoa; Ctenophora; Tentaculata; Lobata; Bolinopsidae
Product: epidermal retinol dehydrogenase 2-like
Exons: 1
Coding region: 1-927 (308 amino acids)
Cellular component (GO): lipid droplet
Molecular function (GO): oxidoreductase activity, acting on the CH-OH group of donors, NAD or NADP as acceptor
Source: RefSeq, a predicted model, not a curated record